Messenger RNA from Heterocephalus glaber (naked mole-rat), 526 nucleotides. RefSeq names its product small nuclear ribonucleoprotein polypeptide G (gene Snrpg). Gene Ontology annotation, cellular component: P granule; U2 snRNP; U5 snRNP. Gene Ontology annotation, biological process: mRNA splicing, via spliceosome; spliceosomal snRNP assembly. NCBI's taxonomy places the organism in Eukaryota, Metazoa, Chordata, Mammalia, Rodentia, Bathyergidae. Gene Ontology annotation, molecular function: RNA binding. The record is from RefSeq and is a predicted model, not a curated record.
GUAAAAAUUACAGACCGGCGAUUGGCUCGCGACUUGUGACGCCAGACGUAAAGCGCCGAGCCUACCGCGGGAGCGCGACGUGAGCUGCAGAUUCACUUUCAAAGGAUCUCUGUGCCCGUGGAUUAGACAAGAUGAGCAAGGCUCACCCUCCCGAGCUGAAAAAAUUUAUGGACAAGAAAUUAUCAUUGAAAUUAAAUGGUGGCAGACAUGUCCAAGGAAUAUUGCGAGGGUUUGAUCCCUUUAUGAAUCUUGUGAUAGAUGAAUGUGUGGAGAUGGCAACUAGUGGGCAACAGAACAAUAUUGGAAUGGUGGUAAUACGAGGAAAUAGUAUCAUCAUGUUGGAAGCCCUGGAACGAGUUUAAAUAACUGUUCAGCAGAGAAAUCCAUGCCCCUCUUCAAACCGCUAGUUUCACUAUGACCAAAAAUUGAGUCAUACACAUUUUCAUAUUAAAUUUUUUUGUUAAAUAAACUUUUGUAAUAGUCAAAAAUGCUUCCUUAGAUUCCUGAAUACACAAAUGAAAUAUUA